AUGGCACCUAGCCACUGGAACAACUUCUUGGACGCGUUUGCUGUCUCGACCCAGAUCGCGAGUCCCAACUGGGCCUUCCGCACCGACCCCGACAACUGGGAAGAUCGAGAGUUGAUGGACCUCCUGGGUCAAGAGGUUGAGGCCCCUCUCGACGAAAUCAACACUCCCCUCGACCGGGUCCCACUUAUGCCCAGCCCUGAGUUCAUUGAUCCGCAUCGAACCAGCAUGGGAAAUCUCAGCCGCCUGUCAGAGCAUCUCCUUACAGGAUCCAUCGUGCCGCUGAUGGAUUACGCGUCUAUCUACAAUCUCAGCCUGACCUGCUACCGUGCUCGAGCCGUCCUGUCUCAGAACGAGAUCCUCCCAAUCCUUUUCAGGCACUGCAGCAAGGUAUUCCCCGCUCUGUAUGCUUUGAGACUCCACGACAGGGUUUCGAUCAAGGAUCUCAUCUUGGAACUUCAGUACGGCAAGUGCCGGAGCUGCGGCGAGAAUGGCACUCAUCUCUUCCUGCCCACUGUCGAACGGGUUUGCUCUAACUGCCUGCGUCACAAUCGGGCGUUUUGGCCUAUCUCGCUGCACGAUGCCAAACAGUGCUUUGGACUCGAACACCAGGAUUUUCUUGUCAUGCCUGCUUUCCGCAACACCCGAGCCGAGUUGGCUGUGGAUCACCUGGCUUUCUAUGGCUUUCCUCCUGACAUCGUGCCCAAAUAUCUCGUUGCAGUCAAGUCUGCUCUCACGCACGCGCUCAAGGUUCAUGGCUCGGUCGAAACCCUAGCCGAUUUGCAAUCAGUGGACCUCAACCGGGACUCAUCGACUCAGGACAUUGUCAAUGUCCACUUUUACCGAUACCUUCGCCGCGCCUUGCUGGGUACGCUCCCCUGUGAUCCGACCCAGGCUCCCGCUCGACCGACCCAAGAGUCGGUGAUUGCUGAGUCCUGCAGCGAGCGCAUUUACCUGGGGACAGCCAGCAUCAGCUUCCCCUACGUGCCUCGCGGGGAGGAACGGGCCGAGAAGCGCUACAAGUGCAUCGGGUGUGAAUGGGUCAUCGACCAUUUUGCUGUGUGCCCCGACCACCUCGAGUACAUGGGCAUCGCCCCCAACGCCCCUGCUCAUGUGUCCACCGGCAUCAUGGUGGGCCGGACAUUCAUCUCAUACAACAGAGAUGAGCUGUGGGAGCACUGGCGCUCGUGCCUGGGUGCUGGCUUGCGCAUGUGGCGCCGCUGGGUCCUCUCGGAACACCCAGAUGGUCUGGGCUCCGACAUCUAG
Messenger RNA from Penicillium cinerascens, 1263 nucleotides. RefSeq lists its product as uncharacterized. NCBI's taxonomy places the organism in Eukaryota, Fungi, Ascomycota, Eurotiomycetes, Eurotiales, Aspergillaceae. The transcript has a single exon. Bases 1 to 1263 code for a protein of 420 amino acids. The record is from RefSeq and is a predicted model, not a curated record.